Rhododendron vialii is the source of this 569-nucleotide messenger RNA. Its product is annotated as protein ACCELERATED CELL DEATH 6-like. The transcript has a single exon. The record is from RefSeq and is a predicted model, not a curated record. Lineage: Eukaryota; Viridiplantae; Streptophyta; Magnoliopsida; Ericales; Ericaceae. The coding region runs from base 24 to 569 and encodes 181 amino acids.
ACAUAGAAUGGUUCCAAACCUUGAUGGUAGUGGCUGCACUUAUAGCCACCAUCACCUUCGCAGCUGCUUUUGCAAUUCCCGGUGGCUAUGAUGGAAACCAAGGUCGACACCAAGGCAUGGCAGUCCUAGCAAGAGCAACAGCUUUCCAAGCGUUUGUCAUAACCAACACCGUAGCCAUGAUAUGCUCCUUCAUAUCUCUAUUUCUAUGCAUCACUGGUUUAUGGUUUGCUUACACAGGAGAUGAUGAUGCUUAUGAUCUUGCCAUUGCUCGCUAUGUUGGUGCGGUUGUUCUUAUUUUAGUUUCCAUGUUUUUCCUGAUGACUGCGUUCAUUGCAGCUACUUUUGCCAUGUUAGCACAUGUUACCGUGUUUUCUGUGUCCACUUGUAUUAUUGCUUGCAUCCCCUUUAUUGCAAAUAUUUUGGAACUCAGAAAGUUUGUUUCCAAAUUUUUGAGCCAGAAGAGUCGUGUGCUUAAAACGUAUAAAACGUAUUCAACUGUCCUUCAAAGAGACAAAAGCCAACAACUGGGCCUGACUCAUCCUUUUACUUUCUCAUGUAUCAUGUUUUGA